CCACCAUACUGUCUCUUAAAUUUAUCACAGAGAAAAUUACUCAUUUUAAUAUUUUCAAGUGUUGUGAUUGUUUUAAAAUGCAUGCAAAAUGUCAAAAUGAAAUACAAAAACAAGAAGCAAUCAUUAGUCAACUACAAGAAGAUUUACAAGAGAAAAUCAAACGAAUCUCAGAAUUGACAAGUUUAUUAGAUAAAUAUCAAAGUGUAUUUAGUCAAUCGCCAUCAUUGUCAACACCUGUAACUAUUGUUAAAGGUCAGCUCCAACAACAACAACAACAACAGCAACUGCAGCAGUCAAAAGAACGACAACCUGGUCUUAAUGAUGAAUUAUUUGGAUUUGGUGGCAGCGCUAAGCCAGAUCCACAUGACCCUACAUUACAAACAAGAAAACGUGGUAUUGGUAUUUCAGCGGAACCACAAAAUGAAGAUGAAAUUCAAUCGAAAGAAUUGCAUUCUUAUCCUAAACCAGAAGAUGUUUCUAAAUUAAUAAAAACUGCUAUUCUGGAAAAUGAUUUCAUGAAUCAUAUUGCAUCAAGUCAAUUGAAUCAAUUAAUCAAUUGUAUGUACAGUAUCGAGUUUACCGAGGGUGAAAUGAUUAUCACUGAAGGCGAUUAUGGUUCAUUGGUGUAUGUUUUAGGCGAGGGACAACUGGAAAUUUCCAAAGAUGGUCGAAAAUUACGAGUGUUAGAUCGUCCAACUGUACUAGGCGAAUUAGCUGUUCUAUAUAAUUGUACUCGAACUGCCAGUGUUAAAGCUUUAACAAAUGGAAUACUUUGGGCUAUUGAUAGAACAUCAUUUCAAACUAUAUUGAUGCGUGAUCAUUUACAAAAACACAAUGAUUAUAUAACAUUUCUGAAAAGUGUACCAACAUUUAGUAAUUUACCAGAUAGUACAAUAUCUAAAUUAGCAGAUCGGCUGACUGAAGUUACUUAUCGUCCAAAUGAAUAUAUUAUACGUCAAGGUGCUAGAGGUGAUAAUUUCUACAUUAUCGCUGAUGGUCAAGUGAAAGUGACCAUUUAUCCAACAUUAGAGAAUGGUACAAUUGAUCGUACAAAAGAACCACAAUUUGUACGUACAUUAAGUAGAGGUGAUUGGUUUGGUGAAAAAGCAUUAACUGGUGAUAACUUACGCACAGCGAAUAUUAUUGCCACUGGAGAUGAAGGAGUAACAUGCUUAGCUUUGGAUUUAGAAUCAUAUAGUCUUUUGAUUGCUGAUUUAGCUGCUUUGAAAAGACGAUAUUCACAAGAAAAACCACAAGAACCGACAAUUGAAGAAUAUAAACCAGAAUUUCAAGACUUACAAUUGAAAGAUUUAAAAAUUAUGGCUACUUUAGGCGCUGGUGGUUUCGGUCGUGUUGAACUUGUUUGUAUAGGAAGUGAUAAAUCGAAAACGUAUGCUUUAAAAAAAAUGAAAAAACAGCAUGUUGUAGAGACGAAACAGGAAGAACAUGUAAUGAAUGAACGUAAUAUUAUGUUACAUACAGAUUGUGAUUUUAUUGUAAGAUUAUGUAAAACAUUCAAAGACAAUAAAUAUGUUUAUUUAUUACUGGAAGUAUGUUUGGGUGGUGAACUUUGGUCUCUUCUAAAAGAUAAAUAUUUUUUUACUGAACAAGCUACACAAUUCUAUGUUGCAUGUGUAGUUGAAGCAUUGGAUUAUUUACACAGGAAAAAUAUUGUAUAUCGUGAUUUAAAACCGGAAAAUAUUAUGUUGGAUACACAAGGAUAUUGUAAACUUACAGAUCUUGGAUUUGCUAAACAAUUACCAUAUGGAGCUAAAACAUGGACAUUCUGUGGUACACCAGAGUAUAUGGCACCCGAAGUGAUAUUAAAUAAAGGUCAUGAUAUUGCUGUUGAUCAUUGGUCAUUAGGUGUAUUGUUAUUUGAAUUAUUGACAGGCUUACCACCAUUUGAAUCACCAGAUACAAUGCGUACAUAUGGAAUUAUAUUAAAAGGAAUUGAUGCUGUAAAUUUCCCAACAAGAAUGUCAAGAAAUGCUCAAUCUUUAGUUAAAAAACUCUGUCGUGAAAAUCCAACUGAACGAUAUGGCAUUGGAAAAGAAGGACUACGUGAAAUUGAAAAACAUGUAUGGUUCGAAGGAUUCGAUUGGGUUGGAUUACGUAAACGAGCAUUAAAAGCACCACAUGAAAGACAAGUAACAUCACAAAGUGAUCUUAAACAUUUCGAUGAAUAUCCAGAAGAAAUUGAAGAGCCAGAAGAUGAAACAUCUGGAUGGGAUGAAUUAUUUUGAUAAAACAAAAACUGGAUAGAAUGUAUUUC
This is a messenger RNA of Schistosoma turkestanicum, 2275 nucleotides long. Lineage: Eukaryota; Metazoa; Platyhelminthes; Trematoda; Strigeidida; Schistosomatidae. The record is from the annotation of a GenBank genome assembly.